GAUCUUGGUGCACCGCUAAAAUGAAAAGCUAAUUUGAAAGCUCCAAAAAGAAAUAAAUUCUUCAGACAGUUCACACCAGCCCAUCAUGCCAUAUGUUUUAGUUGCUUUCCUUUUCUGGGUUCUCCUUGGUUGUUUUAAUGUGUCCGUAAGGCAGAAAAACCCAUAAAUUUUAGGCUGAGUGGUCCUGGGAGAGAAGAAGAAUGGAGUGUUACAGAGCUCCCAUUCUAGCUUUUAUGGCACUGAUGUCUCUCUGCUCAGUCAGUCAUGGCUGGGGUACAGACGGGCAUUUCACCAUCUGCAGGAUUGCUCAGUCUCGAUUGAGUGACGUUGCAGCGGAUGCUGUGAAGGAAUUGCUACCAGCCUCAGCGGAUGAUGAUCUGGCGAGCUUGUGUUCAUGGGCAGAUCGUGUCAAGUUCCGUUACCACUGGUCAUCACCCCUCCAUUUUCUUAAUACCCCUGAUGACCUUUGCACAUACCAGUACACAAGGGAUUGCAAAGAUGAAGAUGGAGUGAAGGGUAGGUGUGUUGCAGGAGCAAUUAACAAUUACACCAGCCAGCUUCUCACCUAUGGCAGUUCUCAAGCAGAUUAUAAUCUCACAGAAGCUCUUCUCUUCCUUUCUCACCUUAUGGGAGACGUCCACCAGCCACUGCAUGUGGGUUUUACCACAGACAAGGGAGGCAAUACAAUUGAUGUCAAAUGGUACAACAGGAAGACAGUUCUCCACCAUGUCUGGGACACUAAUAUAAUUGAGACUGCAGAAGAGCAGUUCUAUGAUUCGAAUGUAGAUGACAUGAUUGAUGCUAUCGAAAAGAAUAUAACGACUGAGUGGGCAGAUCAAGUUCCGAAAUGGGAGAUCUGUGGUGGGAACAAGACAGCAUGCCCGGACAUAUAUGCUUCUGAAGGUAUUAAAGCAGCUUGCGACUGGUCAUACAAGGGUGUAAGAGAAGAUUCAGUACUAGAAGAUGACUACUUCCUGUCACGUUUACCAAUAAUCACUUUCCGAUUAGCUCAAGGUGGGGUUCGGUUGGCAGCCACUCUUAAUCGUAUCUUUGGAUGAUCAAGAUAUCUGGUAUUGCUCUAUUAUUGUGGCGCUGAAUGAAUUUGCCUAGCAUUAAGCACAGUGUAAAUUCAUUGGCCUAGUAGUACUUGAAUUCAAAGUUAUGGGUAUUGCUUAGGAUGGGGAAUUGUUAUGUGCCAAACCAAGCACUCUUCUCAAAGUAUCUUGUUCUACAUAAUAAGGACCAACACAGAUUCAAUCUGUGAGUUGAAUUGAAAGAGUUCUCCUUAACUAUUUUCCAGCA
Molecule: messenger RNA, 1302 nt
Organism: Vitis vinifera (wine grape)
Lineage: Eukaryota; Viridiplantae; Streptophyta; Magnoliopsida; Vitales; Vitaceae
Product: endonuclease 2
Exons: 9
Coding region: 201-1058 (285 amino acids)
Biological process (GO): DNA catabolic process
Molecular function (GO): nucleic acid binding; endonuclease activity
Source: RefSeq, a predicted model, not a curated record